Molecule: messenger RNA, 5480 nt
Organism: Alligator sinensis (Chinese alligator)
Lineage: Eukaryota; Metazoa; Chordata; Crocodylia; Alligatoridae
Product: macrophage-expressed gene 1 protein-like
Exons: 1
Coding region: 124-2280 (718 amino acids)
Source: RefSeq, a predicted model, not a curated record
AAUCAAAGACUUGCUGAUGAUGGGGAGAAAGAUUUGAGCAGGCAUCUGGGUAACAGCUGCUCAGAGGAGACACAUUGAGUGAGAAGCAAGAGACUCAUCUCCUAGGGAGAGCUUCUCCCCAGGAUGUGCCCAGCCAGGGCAAUGUGGCUUUGGGCUCUGCUGAGCAUGACAGUGGCUGUCAGCACGGAGCCUGGGUUCUUAGCCUGCAAAAGGGCCCUGAAUGUGAGUGUGUUGGAGGUGCUGCCAGGUGGGGGCUGGGACAACCUGCAGAAUGUGGAGAUGGGCAGGGUGCUAGACCUUACAUACACCCAGUGCCGGACCACCGAGGACAGCGAGUACCUCAUUCCUGAUGGGGUGGAUGUGAUACCAUUGCGGGAGAGUGCUGUGGAAGUGCAUUCAGAGCUGAUCGAGAAUUGGCUCUCCUACACUGAUGCCUUUGCUGGCUCCAUCAAUGCCGAGGCCUCAUUUCUGGGCAUUCUCAAUGGCAGGUUCUCUGACAGCAACCAACAGACCAAGACCCAUAAUGUCUACGAUCAGACAGUCACCACCCGUGUGCAGGUGAGGCACCACAUCUACUCAGUGCAGGCCCAGCCUCCUUUUGCCCUGCACCCUGCUCUCCGCAGCCAGCUCGUGGACAUUGGCAACCUGCUGGAGAACAACCGGAGCCGGGCAGCUCAAUACCUAGCAGAGCUGCUGGUGCUCCGCUAUGGUACCCAUGUCCUGACCAGGCUGGAGGCUGGAGCCAGCUUGAUCCAGGAGGACCAAGUCAAACGGACCUUUGUCCUGGACAAAGUAGCCCAGAAGUCAGCUGUCACUGCCUCGGCCUCAGUCACCUUUUUCAGCAAGGUCAAUGUGGGCAUCGGAGCCUCUGCACAGGUGCAGGAUGAGCUGACAAAGGACUAUAUGGAGAACACAGUGGACUCCCGGGUUGCAAGUCAUGGUAGUGUGCCCUUCUACCCGGGCAUCACCCUUCAGAAGUGGCAGGAGGGGAUUCCUAACCACCUGGUGGCCAUUGGCCGGCGUGGCUUGCCCCUGUCCUUUUUCCUCACGCCUGAAGCUCUGCCUGAGCAGCCAGUGCCCACAGCCACAGUGGAGCGUGCUAUCCGUCUCUACUAUGCCAUCAACACUCACCCAGGUUGCGUGAACACCGACUCCAGCAACUUUGACUUCCAAGCCAAUGUGGAUGACGGGUCAUGCCAUGCAGCCAGCACCAACUUCACUUUCGGGGGCAUUUUCCAGGAGUGUGUGGGUGUGUCGGGUGAGGACGUGGAGGCACUGUGCCAGCCCUACCAUACACGUAACCCACUGACAGGCAGCUUCUCUUGCCCAGCUGGCUUUGGGUCUGUCCCACUACAUGCAGAAGAGCGCACAGCCAGCCAGCCCCGGACUGAGUGCAGGGAGCAGUGCUACACCUGCUGGCUGUUCUUCACCUGCUGCCAGAAGGUCUGUGGCGUCCGCUACUACACCACUACUGUUCGGUUCACAGCUAGCUGGUGUGCUGCCAGCAGCUCCGUGCCCCAGGGCUCAGGCUUCCUAUUUGGUGGGCUGUACAGCCCUGGGCAGGAGAACCCUAUCAUGGGGGCCCCUGCCUGCCCUGCCAACUUCUACCCACUGCAGCUCUUUGAGGGCCUGAAGGUGUGUGUAAGCAAUGACUAUGAGAUGGCAACCCCCUUUGCCGUGCCCUUUGGAGGCUUCUUUAGCUGCCAGGCUGGCAACCCCUUGGCUGGGCUCCGUCAGGGGCAGAGCCCAGGGCUCCUGCAGGAUUUCUUCUACCAGGAGGCCCCCACCGACUACCCCAUGAAGUGUCCCAAGGGGUACAGCCAACACAAGGCCUACCUCAGCGACGGCUGCCAGGUCAUGUAUUGCCUACAGGCUGGGGCGCUCUUUGCCAAGCAGCUGGCCCCCAUCAAGCUGCCCCCCUUCCUGCGCCCGCCGCCUCCCAACAUCAGUCUGGUAGAGACUAUCCUGGUGCAGCUGAACAGCAGCCAAGCCUGGGUCAAGCUGCAGGGCAGCAGGCAUUGGCGGCCAGCUAACACCACCGAUGAGCAGGAAAUGAUUCAACUCUUUGAGGCACAGUCCAGCUCAAGACUCUCAGGGGGUGCUGUGGCUGGCAUCGUGGUGGCUAUGAUCAUGGUGCUGGCAGCUGUCAUUGGGGUCAUCUAUGGCACCCGGAGAUACAAGAGCAGGGGGUAUCAGGAGUUGCGAUCCAGCUGUUCAGCACAGGAGUCAGGAAGAUAUGAAUCUACUGCUGUGGCAGCUCCCCAGAUCAGCUCAGCUUGAACCCCCUGUCACCAUCCUUGGACUCAGUCUCCUGGGGCUGGGGCUGGGUCGAGGCAGCUGAUGGUCCACAGGCAAGGGGCUGGGGCAGGGGGAGGGGCAUGGUAGAGCUGGGGGAGAAGCAGGGAUUAAUUGCAAUUUCUAAGAAUUAGUGUGACAAGUCAGGCUGGGGCAGUACUUUAGUCCCUUGGGGAAGGUGGUUGCACCUUUAGGAGACAAUCUGUCUGUUUAUCACUGCUGUAGCAAUACUCCUAGUGAUAGCAACCUAUAGGUUCCUGCAAAGUGGAAUACCAGCAGUAGUAGGGAUGAUUUUGAGGGUGAAACCAGAAAGCUCAAUGUGCUUGGAGAAUUUUGCAAUAGCUCUGAGCGCAUACUGCAUCACAGGGCUGCAAACAGCAGUACUGAGCAUACUGCUUUUGUAAUAAAGAUGGAAGUUCUGCAAUCCAAGUGGAGCCCCUUUAUUAUUGCACAUAGCUCUGUGCAUGAAGCACUAGCAAUCAGCCAGGUGUUCCUGGUAUGGCCCCAACAAGGCGAUGCUGCAUUCACCAAGGGAAACAAAGGAGAGCGGUUGUCUGGCAGUGACAACAUCCAUACCUGGACUGGAAGUGUCCGUGUGCCCGUAUGGAACAUGGGAUUGCCAAGCCCACAGGGAGAGGAGAGGCAGGCGACUGUCACAGAGAAUGGUGAGGUUGGCUUUGAAAUCAAGAUCAACCAAGGAAUGCAGUUUGCAGUCUCCCCCCCCGGCCUCUCACCCACUGUGCGCCACAUUUUGCUUUCUGGUAUAUAUUAGGGGUCAUGAUUUCAAGAGGUUCUCUGCAGCCUGGUGGGGUGAAAUUUAAAAAUAUAUAUAUUAAAAAAAAGGAAGUUGUGGAAAUGAGCAGGGCAUCAGGUGACUGCAGGUCCCUUUUACACAGUUUGUGGAGGGGAGCUCUGUGGAACAGGAUGUGUGGUUGCAGGGGUAAAGAAGGAGGAAUUGGUUACCUGUUGGAGAUCUAUGUCCCCAAAUUGAAGGGUAAGAUCCCAUAGCAUAGACAGACAAACAACUGUUGGCAGGGUGGGGACAGGGGAAGGGAAGGAAUGUACAUAAGGUUUGGGAGCUUAAGGACACCAAGAUGCUUGCUGAUGGGAGCAAGACAGGGUCAGGGGCUGUCAGCAGAGAUGAGCCAGCAGGUUGGAGCAGGUGCAACAUGGGGAGAGGGCUCUAAGGGCCAGGGUGGGAUUUGAUGAAGGCAGGGGGUUUAUGGAGGGCUGGGGCAGGCAGGUUAGAGAAGUCGCUCCAUACUAAGGGCUAAUGGCCCCAGGAGACACCAGCUGGGCCCCAGCCAUAUCUAGUAUGUUCUGUUCUGGGGAAUGGAUUUCAAGGGGCUGGGGAGACAGAGAGACAGCCAGACAGAUUCUGGGAUGAAAGAGCAGUCCCAAGCCCAACAGGUUAAAUGGAAAUCACUUCACGCUUGCUCCCCCCUCCCCGCAAUGAGUGUUAUUGUGGACGGAAUGUAAACCCCAUCAAUAGGUCAAACAAAGCUGAAACAGCUGAAUAGCUAAAUGCUCCUAACACACGAUCGUAUCCCAGUAAACCCAUAGCCUUACCUUGCUGCUUGGAGCCAGAGCUGGGGCAGUGGUUAUGGAGAGAAUCCCACAUCUUAUGGGCUAGUCAAGGAAGCCACAAGGCAGAAGGGUUGAGUGGGCAGUGCCCAGAGAAGCAUGGGCAUGAAGCAGCAGCCCCAGAUGCUGACUUGAGAGGUGGGAGCAGAGCAGAAAAAUAAUAGCCUUUCCUUUCAUCACACAAUCCUGCUCCAUAGCCAUAGCUGAAGCUGGAAAUCACCACUACCCCCAUGCAUCCUGCUGCUCCUGGGGCCUGGCUGCCUUGUUACGACUCUGUGGCCAUGUCUCUGUUCCAAGUCGUGACUCACUGAGCAGCCUCAGGGCCAGUCAGUGACACUCUUCUCCUCCCACCUCACAAUUCCUCACUUUCAACCUGGGAAAGGAGUAAUAUCCUCUCCCUGGACAGUGCAGCGGAGGUGGGGGGAGAAGGUAAAGCAAGUUCACUCCAUGUGAAGACCGCAACCCUAUUGCAAUGGCCGUGGCAUUCCCCUCUGCACCUGCACACAAGAGAGAUCACAUACGUAGCUCAGUGCCCCCUAUGACCCAUAUGGGCAGGGUGGGGAGUGGAGGGUCUUGACUGUUUCAAACUACAAGGAAAAACCCCAGCUAGCAGCAGACCCACUAGUAGCACAGGGUUUAGGUGGCUUCUGCAGCCUGUGCUGAGCAACCUGCUGCUGCCCAGAUAGGCUGCUAUAGCCUUGGACAGUAUAAACCUGUAGCUAAGACAGGACUAUUGCUGCCCUCUAGAGGUGUUAAGCGGAACAGGCCACCCCUAUUUCCCCAGCCUCCUCAAAUCAAGCCAGCACACCGUGUUUGAAACACACUCUCCUUUAUUCUCUCUUAAACAGCUCAAACCACUUCUCAUCCCCACAUUUCUGGACAUUUAAAAUCUUGCUAGGUUCUAAAUAUUCUCAUUAUCCAAAAAUAUUUUCUAUGAGAAACUUUUCUAUGAGGGGAGGAUUUUUUUGUAAUAUCUUCUAUUGGACCAACUGUAUGGGUUGGAGAACCGUGGAAGGGCACUUUGUGCCCAAAAGCUUGUCUGGAAGCUCUCCCUGCUAUACAGUUGGUUCAAUAAAAGGUAUCACAAAGAACCCUCAACUCAUGCACAUUUUUUCUGGAUCAUCACAGCUACAGCGACACUCUGACCCUGCUACAAACUUUUCUUCGGGGAUUGAAAAAGUAAUCAUCUUAUUCCAGUGCAGUUUUCUUCACAGUGCAUUCUGCUACUCUCCUGGAAAACCAAGAGUAUCUUCUCAUGCUAAAAACAGCCACUAACUUUAACCUAUGGGAGAACUCGAGAUCACAAUGGAAAACCCAGAUGGCAAAAUUAGAGAUCACAAAGUUUUAUGGGACUCCAAGAAUCCCUGUUAGUACCGUUAGAGAUUAAAUUCUGUCCGGUUUUUCAAAAGCAAAAAUCGCAAAACCUGUCAGACCCAAAAUGUUUCAAAGCUAAAAUGACUUCUGUUAGAACUGUUUAUCCAAAUGUAUAAGAGCUACAUUAGAGGAACUGUGUUUAAAAGUGACUUGCAAAGGCAAGAAGGAAAUCAGAUAUUCUACUCCUUCAUAAAAAUCCUAAUUAUAUACUAAAAAUUAAUAAAAAG